CUCUUUCCAUUUACAAAUUUGAUUCAUUCUUUCUAUUUCUAUGUUUGAAAUUGAAUGUUAAAAAUCAUAUUUUUGAAAUUUUAAACCCAGAUUUCAACGAUUGAAUGUUAAAAAUCAUAGCUUGGAAAGUUUCCUUUUUUGGGAUUUUUAUGUAAAAAUGAAUAAAAUCUUCCGAUUAAUUUUCAAUCAUAUAUUUGAAAUUCAAACCCAGAUUUCAACGAUUGAUUGGGGUACACAAUCACACAAAGAUAGCUUAGAAAGUUUCCUUUUUUGGGAUUUUUAUGUAAAAAUGAAUAAAAUCUUCCGAUUAAUUUUCAAUCAUAUAUUUGAAAUUCAAACCCAGAUUUCAACGAUUGAUUGGGGUACACAAUCACACAAAGAUAGCUUAGAAAGUUUCCUUUUUUGGGAUUUUUAUGUAAAAAUGAAUAAAAUCUUCCGAUUAAUUUUCAAUCAUAUAUUUGAAAUUCAAACCCAGAUUUCAACGAUUGAUUGGGGUACACAAUCACACAAAGAUAGCUUAGAAAGUUUCCUUUUUUGGGAUUUUUAUGUAAAAAUGAAUAAAAUCUUCCGAUUAAUUUUCAAUCAUAUAUUUGAAAUUCAAACCCAGAUUUCAACGAUUGAUUGGGGUACACAAUCACACAAAGAUAGCUUAGAAAGUUUCCUUUUUUGGGAUUUUUAUGUAAAAAUGAAUAAAAUCUUCCGAUUAAUUUUCAAUCAUAUAUUUGAAAUUCAAACCCAGAUUUCAACGAUUGAUUGGGGUACACAAUCACACAAAGAUAGCUUAGAAAGUUUCCUUUUUUGGGAUUUUUAUGUAAAAAUGAAUAAAAUCUUCCAAUUAAUUUUCAAUCAUAUAUUUGAAAUUCAAACCCAGAUACAUACUCGUUUCAACGAUUGGGUGGCCAGAUAACACAAUCACUUCACUCACAGGAAAGCUUGCUAUUGCUGCAGCUGUUAUUUUCAAUAACUGAUCUCUACUGUUCAAUAUGACUCCUAUUGAAUGUGACUCCUAUUGAAUGUGACUCCUGUUGAAUCUGACUGCUGUUGAAUGUGACUGCUGUUGAAUGUGACUGCUGUUAAAUGUGACUCCUAUUGAAUGUGACUGCUGUUGAAUCUGACUUUGUGCACCUCAAGACCUUGCCUUGUUCAUUCACUGUUUCUAAUGUUUAGUGUUUUUUUUAUUAUUGUAUUAUAGUUUUCUUUUGUAUUCAUACAAAAAAAUGUAUCCUUUCUCACAAACAAAGAAUAUAUUAUUCUUUGAUUUGUUUCUUUCUGCCUUCAAAAAGAUGUAUUCUGUCAUACAAAGAUAAAUUGUUGUAAUACUCCCUCAAAUGAAUGAAUGGAUUGUUGUUUAGACAAAUGUGUACUGAGUUCUAUGUAUAUAUGUAAAAACAUGUUUCUUCUCUUUAUUUCGAUUUGUUUUGUUAUUCAUCAGUAUGAAGUGGAUUCGUGGAAAAGUGAUAGGGCAAGGAGGUUUUGCUACUGUCUAUAGAGCAGUACUCAAAGAUGGUGAUUUGGAAUUGGCUGUCAAAACCAGUGGAGCAUAUGGUGCUGAAGCUCUAAAAAAUGAGAGCUAUGUUCUGGACAAAAUUGGAACUUGUCCCGAAGUAAUUCGCUGUUAUGGAUACAGUGAAACUUUUGAGAAGGAGCAGCAUGAUUAUAAUCUGUUGUUGGAGUUUGCCACGGGAGGAAGUUUAUCUGAUGAGAUGAAGAAACAUGGAGGUCGAUUACUGGAACCAUACAUUCGCAGACACACCAAAUCCAUACUCAAUGGAAUAUACUUUGUACACUCUAAAGGUUUUAUACAUUGUGACAUAAAGGUCGACAAUGUUCUUAUUUUCCAAAAUGGAAAUGCUAAGAUAUGUGACUUCGGAUUAGCUAUGGAAGCUUCAGAGAAAGGUAAAGUGGAAUCAUCAAGGGAGUUAAGAGGCACUCCAAUGUAUUUGGCUCCCGAGUCGGUAAAUGAGAAUGAGUAUGAUUACCCUGUGGAUAUCUGGGCUUUGGGUUGUGCUGUUGCUGAGAUGUAUACUGGAAAACCUAUAUGGAACGACCCUCAACAAAAUCAAUGGGCAUUGUUACUACGAAUUGGAGGAGAAGAGCUCCCCGAGAUUCCACAAGAACUGUCAGAAGAAGGUAAAGAUUUUCUAAGCAAGUGUCUCAUUAAGGACCCUAAGAAGCGAUGGACAGCUGAGAUGCUUUUGGAUCACCCCUUUGUUACUGGUAUUGAGGUUGGUGAAUGUGAUAAUGAGUCUGAUAACAACAAGACUAGUUCAACAUCAUCUCCGAGGUGUCUACUUGAUUUUCCUAACUGGAUUUCCCAAGAAAUCAUUGGAGAAGGCGUUAGUGAUGAUAACACUCUUCUUCUACCGGAAGAUGCUGAAGUAGUAGAAGAGGAAGAGGAAGAGGAAGAAACAACUACUUUACCAUUUUCACCUAAAUGCCCCUUUGACUUUCCUCUUUGGAUCUCCCAAAUAAGCAAUGUAGAACAAAAGCAACAUGGAUCAGGUAUGAGCAGCAUGGUACCCACAGAUGAAGAAAGUGAAAAAGAAACUCCUCCAAAUGCUCUUGAAGAGAGUGGGGAGGAAGACGAAAAGAAAAUCUGAUCAAUUAGCUUAGAGCAAAAGGUAUAGAGCAAACAUGUAAGUUAGAGAAGCUAUAUACCUUUAUGCUCAACUGGAGAAGGUUAGCAUUUUAAUUUUAAUUUUGAUUAUUAUUUGGUUUUUGUGUUAUUUAACUCAUACUUACUAAAUUCUAAAUGAUCGAAUCGUACUGCAGCAGACAUCGUGUUGGAAGUCAAAGAGAAACACUGCAUUGGCUACUGAGACGGUUGUUUGCUAGUCAUUAUAACUAACACACCAUUCUGAAGCACAAACAGGUUUUAUUUAAUCAAAACUUUGAAUUCACUUGGUUUUGUGCAAAGAAAAAGUCGUUAGUAUCUGCAUAAUUUUAGCUCAGUGUUAUGGUUAGUAUCACUUAUCAUAUUUAUGAAUCUUAUGAUCGGUUUAUGUUAUUUCUAUUUAAGACACCUAGCUGAUUAUUAUUCACUGCUGAAACUGUGGUUCCAUUUUCUAUAGAAAGACCUGAUUACUAGUUAUUUGGAUGAUUUACUGAGAGUAUUUCUUUCUCUAUUUUCUAAGUAAUUAUCAUUUGCAUAGCGACGCCUAUGUUAAGGACGGUUGCAAAGGUGAGUUGGGCACCGCAGUUAGAGUGAAAGCUGUGAUGGGGAGGAUUUGAGAGAAAAAAAAUAUUGAGAGAGGGGGCCAAUGUUGCUCCCAUGAGGCACAAUCACACAAUGCACCAACUUGUUAAGAUGGCUACUGUGCAUCGAUGAGUGAAAGCUUUCCCGUACAAAAUGAAAUAUUAAAAAGUUUAAAGGGAAAAGCUAACCUUUCUACUACCCCUACAACAUCAAAAAUCAUAAGAACAAAGGGUGAAGGGUUCCUCAGUGCAUGGUGAAAUAAUAAAUGAGUUGAGAGUGGAAAAAAAAAUUGGAGGGAGGGGGCCGUUGCGGCUCCCAUGAGGCACAAUCGCACACACCACUCUUUCCCGUUAAGAAGGCUACCUAAUUUGUGGUUGAAUUGCUCCUUAAGCGACUAGCUUUGGUAUAGUGGUUUGGUUUCUAUGAUUAGGAUAUAUUACAAGGGGAAUAGGUUGGGAAAUUCGAUCGGUUUAUGUGUCUAAUAGCUUGUGGUCAGGUUUCUUCUUAUCACAUAUGUUUCACUUUUUUGGUCAUUUUUUCUGUCAGCUUUGUGUUUUGUUUAGUCAUGACAUUGCUUAUCAUUUGCUUCAUACAUCUUAUUUUGUGAUCUUUCCAUGACUAACUUUAUUCUUCAAUGCAUGUGCUCUUUGAUUAUUUUGAUGCACUCUUCCCUUGUGAGUUUGAAGUUUCAUCUUUUUGGCCUUGUUUGUUAACCUAUAUUGUGUGUAAUCCUCAUAGCAACACUGUCAAGUGGUUUCAAUGGAUUUGUAUAAGUUGGAAAAGGACUUCACACAUUAAGUCGUCUCCAAAGCUUUACUAGUGCCUCGGGAAACAAUUAUGAAUACCGAUGAAGUUCACUACUUAGGUUAUAAUCUUGGACAGAAAUUAGAGUGCAAGCUAUGUAUCUGAGGUUUGGAGAGUAAGAGUACUUAUUACAAAUUUGAGGUUCAGAAAGUAAGAAUAGUUGGUACAAAUUUGAGGUUCAAAAAUUAAAAUUACUUGGUGAAGAUUCGAGUUUAGAAAGUAAGAUUACUUUGGUACUGAUUCGAGAUUAGAAAGUAAGAACACUUUGGUACAGAUUUGAUUUAGAAAGUAAGAAUAUUUAGUAUAGAUUUAAGAUUUAGAAAGUAAGAGUACUUAGUACCGAUUUGAGGUUUAGAGAGUAAGAUUGCUUAGUAUAGAUUUAUUUGAGGUUUAAAAGUAUAUUGUAACAGAUUUGAGGUUUAAAAUGUAAAGUAUAUUGUAACAUAUUUGAGGUUUAGAGAAUUAGAGUACUCAGAGAAUAAACUCAUAGGUCUAGCAACAACAAGCACGCUAGCACUCGAUCAUUCAAGGUGGGAGACUAGGUAUUUUGAAGAGUCUUCCAACCUAAUCACUUAGGUAGUUGGUAAUGGAGCAUACAAACUCCAAACGCAACAUCAAAAAUAGCUGGAACGUUAUUCAUCUUAAGCAGUAUCACACUUAAAACUCCAAACUACUGUUCUAUUCUCUUUACAUUUAUUUUGUUUACUCUUCUCCACACACUACUUCUAACAAAUACUCAUGCAGGAAGACAGAACUACAUUUGGGCUUGAUCCCUGAAAAGGGUAUGUAGGCAGCUCUACCGAGUGCAGCCCCCCCCUUCUAACCAUUUUUUCCCUCUUUCUAAACACAAGCUUUCAAUCAGAAAGUACGUGAGGUGAGGAGGUUGUAUAGAAUUUUAUAAAGAAGUGGUUUCUAUUUGAUAAAUACUGUGAUGAGGCUCAUUACUUGGAUUGUAAUUGUUAAAUAGAAAUGAAAAGAGUAAUAAUGGUUCUGACACAGUGGAAAAGCUUGGAAUUGGAUACAGGUCAUGCUCUAAAUUUUGAAGGGUAUUGGCCAAACCAAACCACUGUAUAGUAUAAUUCUCUGAUGUUCUCUGCUUCUUUUACAUUUCUUUUGCUUACUUAAUAUUUCUGAAAAUGAUCACAUUGCACUUCUUUUCACCAUUUUAACAGUAUAAAGCACUAUGCAAGUAUGCAAUAUCAUUUCAGCAGUAGAAAACAUGUCUGUUCAGGAAUAUUGAGAAAUCAGUAUAAAGAGGAGAGCCACUGAGAAAGUUCCUGUUUGGAGCUUCCAUGAGGUACUUUUUCUGAUGUGACUAUUUCAGCUCUUCAAUUCAUUAUUAUUGUAUUAUAGCAUGAUCAGUAGAAACAAACUCUUUACUUACAUUAAUUGCUCCUUUCUCUACUGAUGAGGUCAGUUGGACCUGUAAAAUUGAAGUUGCUCAGCUCAACCUUCAUCUGCCUUGGAAGCUGAAUCUCUUGCUUUACAAUGUUUUCGGAUUUUCAAGAGCAGAACAAAGCCGAGAUAUGCAUGGGAUUUGAUAUACAGAUCUUUUCUGGUAUGUAAUAUUUAGUUUCUUUGGUUUAAUCUUCAUAGUGCUGUGGUAGUUGAUUUCAUUGGCCACCUAAUAAUAUUCAUUAUUUAGAAUAAUAUGUCACAGUACUGAGAUGAGGCAUUUGAGCAAGUUUUACAAUGCUCAAUAUCUGUCUCAAUUCUUAGUUAUAAUUUUUAGAUUCUUGUAAAGUUUAGUACCAAAUUUAGUGACAAAUCUCUAAAUUAUUGUACAAAACUCAUUUGUCUGACAUUUGUUAUCUAAGAUUAAGGAGUAAA
Messenger RNA from Cannabis sativa, 5830 nucleotides. Its product is annotated as mitogen-activated protein kinase kinase kinase 20-like. The transcript is spliced from 5 exons. Gene Ontology annotation, molecular function: ATP binding; protein kinase activity. Bases 1434 to 2600 code for a protein of 388 amino acids. The record is from RefSeq and is a predicted model, not a curated record. NCBI's taxonomy places the organism in Eukaryota, Viridiplantae, Streptophyta, Magnoliopsida, Rosales, Cannabaceae. Gene Ontology annotation, biological process: protein phosphorylation.